AUGCCAACUGUACACCUGCGAUUUCUGAUAGCAAAUCCAUCAAAAGCUGGAAAGAUCACAUCUUUGCCUGACUGGACUCCUGACCAAUCCAUCAGCUUACAGCAAGGUGUAAAAUGGAAAGAACACGAGCUAUACCAGCAACCGAUGCUCACCAUCAACAAUGCCAUUGUAUGGGCUGGAUUUUUAAUGAAGAUAUAUGAUGCUGCUGACAAUAAACAAUUCCUGGUAAAAGAUUUCCACACUGCAAACUGCUCCACCUUUGCAAGAGGAUAUCUAGCUACGAUUGACCCAAAUAAUGUAUACUAUCUGGACUCAGCAACAAAAGAUGUUAAAGUUGAAGACUUGGACACUAUUGACUCCGCAGCUUUGGGAGCAAUCUAUGUUUCUCAUGAGCCUACAUCUGCUUCUGGCUUGAACGAUUAUCACUAUGAUCUUUUGUAUAAAGAUCAUUGUUUUAAAUGCCUUGUUUUAGAUAGUGCACACGUAGCUAAUUCUGGUUUGUAUUACAAAGUGAGGAUUGCUCCUAUAAUUUUUUUUACAGAUGACACCUCUGGUAACUGGUCAAAGCAGUUCAACCCAUAUGAAAGUUGGUCCAUGAAGUUAGCUGGACUGUCUUAUGAAGAACGCUCACUUAUCGCAAAUAAACUAUUUCUGUUGGCCAUCCCAAAGAAGAAUGAUGUUAGCGGUAUGUCUCUUCUGCCAACACUCAUCAGAGAUCUUAAGAAACUUGAGAAUGACAUUGUUGUGUACUCUGCUGAGGACAAUGCAUACAUUCUGCUUGUGGCUCCCUUACUCUGGAUUGAAGCUGACACCCCCUGUCACUCUGAGCUCUGUGAUAUACUUGGUUCUGCAACGUUGUAUCUCUGCCACAAAUGUUAUAUCUUGAUCCAAAGAACUGUUCCGUUGAAAGAGAUGGAAUAUUAUCUUAAAAGACAUAACAAAAGAACAAGGGAACACUAUGUUUUGGCUAAUUCUACUAAAAACAGAACCACAAUAAUGCCUGAUGUUUUGAACACUGGAAAGCCUGUGAAUGCAAGAGCUCUCAGUUUCAUUGACCAUUCCACAGGAUGUUUAUUGGACUUAAAAUCAUUUGACCUAUCGAAGGACACACCAAUUGAAAUUCUUCACGCAAUUCUACUUGGUAUUGCAAAAUACUUGAUCAAUGGAUUGGUGAAAAUUACUCUCAAGAAGCACGCAGACAAACUGGAGAAGCUUUUCAAAAGCUUGAAAGAAUGUGAACAGACAACUGGACUUUCUCGCAGAUUUACCCAGCUCUUGAGACACUGUGAAUCUUUUCUUGGUAGAGACUACAAGGUGCUGCUUCAGACUCUUCCUGCUAUUUUCCUCAGAGACUUUGCUGAUGAUGAGGUAAUAAAACCAAUUAUGCCCUGCUUUGUUGAACUUGGUCGACUAUGUUCAUUGAUAUUUGUUCGACAGGUUGAAUCCCAUUUUGAAGAGUAUCUUGCUCGAGUUGAUUAUGCUGUGAAUGACUUAAUCAAAGAACUUCAUACAUUUGAUAUCUGGGUUGCUACCAAAGAGAAGGAACUGACUCAAAAGGACAACUACACACCUUUCUGCAACAAACCGAAGGUCCACUUCUUGAACCAUUUGACUGACAACAUUAGACGAUUUGGACCGGCCCUUAAUUAUGAAACUGAAAAAGGCAAACAGUUUAACAAGCACAUUCGUGAGCAUCUUAUUCAUACCAAUCGUUUGAACACCUCAAGAGAUGUCUGCUUCAAGUUUGCAAAGCAGAUAAUAAUGCAGCAUAUCUUUGAUGGUGGUUCCUGGACUAAUGACAACGGCCAACAAGAAUACUCUGGAAGCGAAAUUGCAGAAUGUCUCAAGCACAACAAUGUCGAAACUUUCUGGCACUUAUUCCUUGGGGGAUCAUGA
Molecule: messenger RNA, 1896 nt
Organism: Phycomyces blakesleeanus NRRL 1555(-)
Lineage: Eukaryota; Fungi; Mucoromycota; Mucoromycetes; Mucorales; Phycomycetaceae
Exons: 1
Coding region: 1-1896 (631 amino acids)
Source: RefSeq, a predicted model, not a curated record